Linnemannia hyalina is the source of this 675-nucleotide messenger RNA. The record is from the annotation of a GenBank genome assembly. Lineage: Eukaryota; Fungi; Mortierellomycota; Mortierellomycetes; Mortierellales; Mortierellaceae.
AUGCAUUUCUCCACCCUCUUCGUAUAUUCCAUCGCCCUCGGCCUCAUCUCAAUCACCACCACCCUCACAAUAGUUUCAGCCCAGCUCUCAGGUGCCUGCCUGGGCUGCUUCACCAACCACGCACGCACCAUCUCACCCUUCUGCACCCACAAUGUCAUCUCGCCGAUCUUUCCUAAAAUCUUCAUGGACCUCAAUGACAAGCGUUGCUUCUGCCCUCUCGCUAGCAACAGCGAUUGGUUGAAACCUUGUAUCCAGCCUGGCACCUGUACACCUCAGGAGGUCAGUAGUGCGUAUGGAAAUCUCUUCCUGAAGAGGAGGGCGGCUUGUACCUUUGGCAUUCCUACCGCUUAUCCUCAUUUUCCUGCUCCCCCCGCCCCUGCUCCACCUGCCCCUGCCCCACCUGCCCCUGCUCCUCCUGCCCCUGCUCCACCUGCCCCUGCUCCACCUGCCCCUGCUCCUCCUGCCCCUGCUCCACCUGCUCCUGCUCCACCUGCUCCUGUCCCCGUCGCCCCUCCAAUGGCUCCCAGACUUACUCCAUCCGUUACUACUUCGGGACCUACAGCUACCCCAACAGCCAGCGACAGUGCUGCCCUAGCUUUGAGAGAGGCUUCUUCCAAGAUGGUUGCUGGUGCAGCCCUAGCUGUCACCAUCGUGUCUGCUCUACUUCUCUUUUAA